This is a messenger RNA of Manihot esculenta (cassava), 768 nucleotides long. RefSeq lists its product as uncharacterized. The coding region runs from base 1 to 768 and encodes 255 amino acids. Lineage: Eukaryota; Viridiplantae; Streptophyta; Magnoliopsida; Malpighiales; Euphorbiaceae. The transcript has a single exon. The record is from RefSeq and is a predicted model, not a curated record. Gene Ontology annotation, molecular function: nucleic acid binding; zinc ion binding.
AUGAUUGCUAAUCACUAUCUUACAGUACAGCGAUGGCAUCUUGAGUUUGAUCCGUAUGCUGCUAAUGCUUUAGAACUACUUACAGUAUGGGCCAGGAUUCCUUGCUUAUCUAUUGAAUACUACAAUGACGAGUUUCUUUUGAGAAUUAGGAGCUUGCUCGAAAAACCUAUUAAGGUGGACCGAAAUACAAGUAUGGUGAGUAGAGGACACUACACCAGGAUUUGCAUUGAGAUUAAUAUGGAAAAACCCUUAGUGGCCAAAUUCAAGCUUCACCGACGUGUUAGACCAGUGGAAUAUGAAGGGCUCCACCUGGUGUGUUUUAGUUGCGGUAGAUAUGGCCAUGAAGCCGAGAAGUGCCCGGCGAGGGGAGGCUCUAGCGGUGCCGGUAAUCCUGCGGGGAAAGCCCAUGCCAACGAUCCGAUUAAUUUGGAUGAGGACAAGAGAAGAGCAAUCCCUAAUAAUCCAAUGAUUGUCAAUGAUUAUAGGGAUUGGAUGCUUGUCAAAAAAGAUAAGAGGAAUUUCAAAAAAGUCUCUAACAAAGUCCUAGUCGACAAGGAGUCUUCUAAGGAGAAAUUUUCUGCAAAGGAAAAAGGGACAAAACAUUUGACGGACCGUUCUAAUCGAUAUGCUGCUUUGGAGAUUAAUGAGCCAGCUCCUGUUGAGUCCAUGAGACUACCCCCCUCUAAUACUAUUGAUAAGGGCUCAUCCCGAGCUGGGCCGUCCUCUAGUGGCCUGCAAACUAAAAGAUCUGCCAGUAAAUACCAGUGA